This is a messenger RNA of Annulohypoxylon truncatum, 1590 nucleotides long. RefSeq lists its product as uncharacterized. The coding region runs from base 505 to 1155 and encodes 216 amino acids. The transcript has 4 exons. The record is from RefSeq and is a predicted model, not a curated record. NCBI's taxonomy places the organism in Eukaryota, Fungi, Ascomycota, Sordariomycetes, Xylariales, Hypoxylaceae.
UCACCAAUAAUUUUGCCUUCGACGAAACUUCCACAACCAUUCACAUUCUCAUUCACGCUUACCCUCGCUCUUUCAAAAAUAGUACAAUCGCAAACUUCAUUAUCACCGAUUUAUUUGGUCAGUCUUGACAACAACUUAAAAACAGCUUGGAGACAUCCGACUUGAUCACAGUUCAGAUCACGAUUUCGUCACACCACUCUAACUAAGGAAGCAUUCUAGAGUAGUACUCUGAGAACCAUUUUCGGAUUCUUCACAAUGAGUUCGAGCAAGCAGUAUCUUCCAACACGACCUAAGAGACAGGACAAGGCAAAAAUGAAGGAGGAUAUUGUCGACGAGGCUCAUCCCGAUGAAACCUAGAAGAGUUCAUCGAGUCCAGUCAAACGUCGAAAAGAAACAAAGGACGAUGGCUAUGAUGAGAGUGAACCUUCACCUUCUAGGGAGCCAGAUUGUGAUGAGACGCCUAAGAAACGCAGGAAGGUCAGCAACGCAGAAUGCCAACAGUGGAUGGCCGGUCUCUACGACGACAAGACUGCAAACGCCGCUACCUUUUAUGGAAAAUCAGGACAGCGAUCAACAGUUGAGCAGGAUUCAUCAUUAGAUGCUGUACGCGAUUCGGGACGUGUUAGUCACAACUCGAAUCGUUCAUCCCGUACUGCAGAAUCCGAGGUAAGCGUGGCUUCAAGCAACAACAUGCUACAAAAGCUCAUACGUGAACGAGAACGACGUGAAUAUCGUCAGCAGUUCGCACACCCUGGGCCUGCUCCUCCUGCUCCUCGUCCUCACUAUCUUCCUAACCCCGACCCUAAUCCGCAACCUCAGCAUCAGCCGUGGCCUCAGCUUCCACCUCACCAUCUCUACUCACCAGAGCGACCCAGGCUGGUUUAUAUGGAUAUCAGUCAAGGUUAUCCAAUUCCAGUCUCGAAUUUACCACCUAAUUACAGGUCAAAUGUGGCUCCUGUAGCUUAUCAUCCGCUCUUUGAUCUUCCUCCUCCUCGCGGACACCCUAUGCCCCCACUCUUUUAUACGGCCCCUAUAGCUCCGGCGGCGCAUCAGAAUAGCUAUUCCUCUACUCCUCCUCGCGCUCCAGGAGCUAGUAAUAUAAGAAGGGCCCGGGCUAAUCAAGACAACAAGAAACCUACCGCUGAGAGCAAGUAGACCAAUUGACUGGGAUGAAGGUUCACCACCCAGGAACCUUGGGAGUUAGAACUUUCGGUCUGAUUUAAUCAAAGCAUAGGUGUCCCGCCGACGUCAUGUUAUGCAAGGCGCAUGAGUGCAUAGGGCCUUGGAAGGAUUUCUCUGAGGUGGAUAUUUUCUUUGUGUCGCAAUCUGAUAAAAUCGCCGUAAUUGUCCUAAUUAGUGCUUUACCUUUUCCACCAAUGAGAGCUAACCCCAAGCUCUCCAGGCUUCGGCAAGUUAUCCAAUAGGAGUUAUCUAAUAGCUAAUAGCGGGAUUCAUACCCGUGGUAGCAGACUGGUAAAGCGCGGGGAGUUGCUAAGUUGAGAACGCCGAUCGACCUCCGGGUUGUAGCGGGUUAAAUACAGCCGAGAGCUGGAGAGCUGGAGCUCUCUCAAUUCAAUGAUUUCCUUUUUA